This is a messenger RNA of Aphis gossypii (cotton aphid), 3670 nucleotides long. It is a transcript of the gene svp, whose product is annotated as nuclear receptor subfamily 2 group F member 1-B. The record is from RefSeq and is a predicted model, not a curated record. The transcript is spliced from 5 exons. The coding region runs from base 647 to 1996 and encodes 449 amino acids. Gene Ontology annotation, biological process: cell differentiation; anatomical structure development; regulation of transcription by RNA polymerase II. Lineage: Eukaryota; Metazoa; Arthropoda; Insecta; Hemiptera; Aphididae. Gene Ontology annotation, molecular function: nuclear receptor activity; RNA polymerase II cis-regulatory region sequence-specific DNA binding; zinc ion binding.
GUCGUGUACGCACGCCGCCGCCGCCGCGCACCGGUCUCCCCGGUCGGGUCUACUAACCUAACCCGGUGGCCCGCGGGUCAGUUCACUCCGAUCUGGGAUCGCGGCCGCCAGGUCUCCGAAAGGUCAAAAAUCCGAGACGAUCGUCGUCCGUGCCGCCACAUUACGCGCGUGGGAAUUUUAUUUUAUCACUCGAAAUAUAUUUUUUUGUAAUUAUUUUUCGUUUGUCCGUAACCGCGGUAAGAGACGAAACCGAAAAUAAUUGUUACCAAUAUCGGGAAUUUUUUUUUUCUACUACUACUCAUGAGUGCCGCGUCGGAAAAAUAAUAUUCGUUGAUUUUAUAUGUGCCGCGUCGUUGGUGAAAAAAAUUAAAAAUCGUUCUUGUUCGCGUUAGUGUUUUUUUCGCGCCGACGAUAACAGUUCGGCCGAACAGCAGCGGGAUCUCGCGUAGUGCUACGGCGCCUGGCGGUUUACCGGUAAGCGAACGGCGCCACCACUGCCGCCAAGUCGGGUCCCCAAGCCCGACAGUCUCAGCGGAAGCUCAGGUCCACACCGGCAAGCACCAUUAUUAUUCCGCAUAACGGCCUCGCGGUGUGUCGCGCGGCGGUAGGCGGACUAUGCACAGUGUCCGGUGGCGGCGGUCCCGGCAUGACGGGCGUCGGCGGCCCGACGGGCGGUUCGGCCGCUCCGCCGUCGCAUCAGGGCCCGCCGCACGGUGGACCGCCGGACCUGCUGACCAGUGGCCACCACCACGAUCUCGGCGGGUUCACCCGGAGCAUGGCGUUGGUGACGCCGGCCUGGCGCGACCCGCCCGGCGGUGGCGGUCACCAUCUGGAGGAGCCGCAGCAGAGCACCACGCCGGGAACGGCCAGCUCGCAGUCCGGCGGUUCGCUGGUCACGCUCGGCGGACAGUGCGACAAGAACGGACAGAACAUCGAGUGCGUCGUGUGCGGUGACAAGAGCAGCGGUAAACACUACGGACAAUUUACUUGCGAAGGCUGUAAAAGUUUUUUCAAAAGGAGCGUCCGCCGGAAUCUCACGUACUCGUGCAGGGGCAGCCGGAACUGUCCCAUCGACCAACACCACCGGAACCAAUGUCAGUACUGUCGACUGAAAAAAUGUCUGAAAAUGGGCAUGCGCAGAGAAGCCGUUCAGAGAGGUCGAGUUCCGGCCAGUCAACCUCCCGGGCUCACAGGACUUCCCGGUCAGCUGUGCUUGGCCAACGGCGAGGCAGCCGCCGCUGCGGCCGCCGCUGUGGGAGCCGUAGGACUUAACGGCCACUCUUACCUGUCCUCCUAUAUAUCGCUGCUAUUGCGUGCCGAACCAUACCCGACGUCUAGGUACGGCCAAUGCAUGCAACCGAACAACAUCAUGGGCAUAGACAACAUAUGCGAGCUGGCAGCCAGGUUGCUGUUUAGCGCCGUCGAGUGGGCUCGAAACAUACCUUUCUUCCCAGACCUGCAGGUGACUGACCAAGUGGCCUUGCUGAGGCUCGUUUGGAGUGAACUGUUUGUACUGAACGCGUCACAGUGUUCGAUGCCACUGCACGUUGCCCCUUUGUUGGCCGCAGCCGGGCUGCAUGCGUCUCCAAUGGCCGCAGAUCGUGUGGUCGCUUUCAUGGACCACAUACGCAUAUUCCAGGAACAGGUGGAGAAACUUAAAGCCCUCCACGUAGACGCCGCCGAGUACAGUUGUCUGAAAGCCAUCGUCCUGUUCACCACCGACGCUUGCGGAUUGUCGGACGUGGCGCACAUCGAGUCGUUGCAGGAAAAGUCGCAGUGCGCGCUGGAGGAGUACUGCCGGACGCAGUAUCCCAACCAGCCGAUCCGGUUCGGAAAACUGCUGCUCAGGCUGCCGUCCCUGCGCACGGUCAGCUCGCAAGUCAUAGAACAGCUGUUCUUCGUCCGGCUGGUGGGCAAGACGCCCAUCGAGACGCUCAUCCGGGACAUGCUGCUCAGCGGCAGCAGCUUCAGCUGGCCGUACAUAAACUCCAUGUGACACUCCGUCUGGAGGCAGAUGACGGGCACGCCCGGCCCGUUGUGAUGCCGCGGCCGCCGCUCGUUCUUACACUCAGCCGAUCGUCGUCGCUUAGCGAAAUUAAAAAAAAUAUAAUAUAUAUUAUAAAUGAUAUUGUAACGGAUAUCGUCCACGCUCACAUAAUAUUAUUGUCUGUAAACAUUGUGUUACCGUGUAAUGUGGCCUCGCCAUCACCGCCGGGUACCGGGACGUGUGCCGUCACCUUUCGCGCGUCGAGAGAAAAUCACCAUCGUCUCCGCCGCCGUCGCCGCCGUCUCGUCGUUGCACCACCGAUCAUAAUAUUAUUGUAUUUAUUAUUAUAUAGUAAUGCAUAUAACCGUUCGGUCGACAGAUACAUAUGACCAAACAGAGAAACGUGUUCGACGCACGAUGACCUAUUAUACUACGGCAUCGCGCGGUCAUUAUAUAAUAUAUUUUAUUAUUAUUAUUAUUAUUUAUAUACAUAAUAUUAUAUUAUUACCUAUGCGUUUUAUUAUUAUUAUUAUUAUUAUUAUAUCUUUUUUUUUUCGUUUGUUUUUAUUGUUUUUAUUAUUAUUAUUAUUAUUAUUAUUAUUUUUAAUAUCCCAAAAAUUAGGCUCUAUAAGUGCGUUUUAGUCUACACGUCACUUAGACGACCGGGAGAGUUGCAAUAAAUUACGAUUUUAAACCGUAUAAAAAACAUUAUUUUUUUUCUGACUAAUUUUUUUUUGAUAAAAAAUUCCAUCGGUUGUACAUUGAACAAUUUUAAUUUUAUUAUAUUAUUACUACCUAUUAUUUUUAUUAUACUUAACACUAUAGUCAAACUCGCGACUGUAAAUACCUAUCUAUAUAUAUAUACACAUACAUAAAUAGCAUGUACAAAAUAUGCUUAUGGGAUAUAUAUACAUAUCGAACAAACCAAAAAAAAAAAUACAAUACAUAAUUUUAAAUAAAUACAACGCCCUGUGAGAAUAAUAAUAAUAAUAAUAAUAAACGUUUUUGAGUCAUAUAUAUAGUACGAUAAUAUUAUUAUUACUUAGGUUAUUGUUUUGUUUUCUUUGCAGACUUUUUUCUUUUUUUUUCUUAUUUAUACUAUAUGAUAUUAUCACGCAUUUAUAUGUAUAAUAUUUAUUAUUAAAUUAUAAUAACACGUUCGAAACCAUACCUUAUAUUACCUAUAUUACCUUAACUAAACACGCCAUUUCUCUUUUACGUUAUCUGUAAACGCUACAACACUGCGUAUGUACGCACAAGACAUUACUCUGCAGACACACACAGUAAAAACAUAAUAACUUUUCAUAAUUGCACGAGUCUUGCAGUGUUCUGUUAUAUUUUCGAAAAUAUGAAUACACGCUUUUAUUUAUUUUCAAAUGUUUGAUUAUUAUUUAAGUGGCAUGUCUAGUUAAAUUGAGCAAGGCGAUGGUUAUAUAGCUACACCUCGUCAUGCUCAUACUCAUUUUAAAGUUUGUUUUUUUAUUUAUAUAUAUAUAUAUAUACGUAGGUAUAUGUAUGGCUUUUCAAUGAUUGGUUUUAUUUUUGUUUUUUAUGUUACCGUUAAACAUAGGGUAUAGAAUUUUUUAAUUAUUUUUGAAUCGGUUAUCGAAAUAAAUGUUUAUCAUUAAACUGUUUUAUUUUCCUGUAAACGAUAUCAUAAUACAUUUUUAACAUUAAAACAGA